AUGUCUGAAGUAUCUUGUUCAGAUAAUCGACGCAGACAGCCCAAGUCCAAGACUGGAUGUCGAAUUUGCAAAAAGCGCAGAGUUAAGUGUGACGAGACUAGGCCAUCAUGUCGAAACUGUCUCAAGUACGGCGCCCAAUGCGAUUAUGUAACCAUCAAGGUCCGCGUAUCACUAUCACCCACCCCGUCAAAGACAUCGUGCCUUGAUGGGCUCGAAGACGUCUUUUCGAUCGACGAUGGCUUUUCUAUUGACGACUUGGAGCUCUUUCACCAUUACCAUACCUCGACAUGUCUCACCUUUACAACUGAGCCGCAUGUUCGGAGUUUCUGGCAACUCGCCGCGCCCCCAAUUGGAUUUUCGAAUCAAUAUGUUCUGAGAAGCAUGUUGGCCAUUACAGCAUUGCACCUUUCAAGAUUCAAGAAAGAGCGAGAAGGCUUUUUCUUGGCCAGAGCAUUUAUGCACCAUCGUGCAGCUCUCGCAAUGGCCGAGCCGCUUCUUGUCGACAUGACCGCCGAAAACUGCGAACAACUUUUCCUCUUCAACAUGCUCGAGAAAUUCUUUGCAUUUGCACGACCCAAAGAUGACUCGGACUUGUUGCUUGUAAAUACGCACGAGCGUUCAAGUUCAGAGUGGCUUAUUCGAUUUCGCAGCGUUCACAAAUUAGCUGGCCAGAAGAAACAAAGCGAACGGCUGUCUUUCAUUGGCACACUCCUGCAAGACAGAUCUCAUUUACCACUCGACUUUUGGCUUGCUUAUAGUAGCGAAAAGGACGCCCUGGACGAACUCGAAGCCAAGAUAUAUACGAGUACCACCAAAGAUCUCGACGCCCUGACUGCCGUACUCGAUGCUCUACAUCACUUGCAACAAACUUUUGUCGUGUUCAACGAGAGCACGUUUUCAGGAGAGUCCCCAGUUCGAGGGGUAUUGUGGUGGCUUCGCACCAUUAGCGACGCAUAUAUUGCCUUGUUAGCCGAGGGUGAUAAUGAAGCACUCUGUGUCCUUUCCUUUUACUGCAUCCUACUUCGACGUCUGGAACAUGUCUGGUGGGUCGAAGGUUGGGGGUUGCAUCUUAUUGAGCGCAUCUAUCGCGAGCUCCCCGACAAGUUCAGAUUGUGGAUUCGGUGGCCGAUCCAAGAAAUUGGAUGGGUGCCGUAG
This is a messenger RNA of Pestalotiopsis fici W106-1, 1155 nucleotides long. RefSeq lists its product as uncharacterized. The record is from RefSeq and is a predicted model, not a curated record. Gene Ontology annotation, molecular function: DNA-binding transcription factor activity, RNA polymerase II-specific; zinc ion binding. Gene Ontology annotation, biological process: regulation of transcription by RNA polymerase II. Bases 1 to 1155 code for a protein of 384 amino acids. The transcript has 2 exons. NCBI's taxonomy places the organism in Eukaryota, Fungi, Ascomycota, Sordariomycetes, Amphisphaeriales, Sporocadaceae.